Messenger RNA from Eimeria mitis, 546 nucleotides. RefSeq lists its product as uncharacterized. Bases 1 to 546 code for a protein of 181 amino acids. The transcript has 5 exons. Lineage: Eukaryota; Apicomplexa; Conoidasida; Eucoccidiorida; Eimeriidae. The record is from RefSeq and is a predicted model, not a curated record.
AUGCGGCGGCUGCUGCAGCAGCGGUUGGGGGGCUGCUGCCCCUCGUUGCUGCUGCUGCUGCUGCAGCUGCUGCAGCAGCUGCUGCUGCUGCUGCUGCUCGCCGUCUCUCUAUCCUCUUUACCUGAAGCUCUAUGCUUGAGGACCACUCACAGCAGCAGCAGCAGCAGCGGCAACAGCAGCAGCAGCAACAGCAGCAACAGCAGCAGCAGCAGCAGCUUAAGCGAGCCUACAGAGACGAAUGCAGAUAAACCCUUGCCCCUAGGGGAUGAGCCACGCAAAGAGAAGUGGUUAGUGCCUUUCUUUAUUCUUCUUGCUUUUGUUUUGGGGGCCCUUAUGACGGUCCUCAUCAUACACUGCGCUAACAUGCGCUCCCAGCGAAAGAGAGAAGCUAUAAGAGCCAAAGAAGCGGCCCCAGAGAUAUUCAACAAUUCAGAUACAGAGGCACCAACACCCCGCGAUAGACACGGCAUAUGGGAAACACCAGGAAAGGAGAAGCAGCAGCAAGAGGCUGCAGGAAGCCUCUUGGUGCCUGAGAACUCCUACUGA